Monoraphidium neglectum is the source of this 624-nucleotide messenger RNA. Its product is annotated as putative Meiotic nuclear division protein 1 like protein. Gene Ontology annotation, biological process: reciprocal meiotic recombination. NCBI's taxonomy places the organism in Eukaryota, Viridiplantae, Chlorophyta, Chlorophyceae, Sphaeropleales, Selenastraceae. Gene Ontology annotation, cellular component: nucleus. The record is from RefSeq and is a predicted model, not a curated record. The transcript has 9 exons. The coding region runs from base 1 to 624 and encodes 207 amino acids. Gene Ontology annotation, molecular function: double-stranded DNA binding.
AUGAGCAAAAAGCGCGGCCUGUCGCUGGAGGAGAAGCGGGACAAGGUGCUGGAGGUGUUCCACGAGGCCGGCGAUGUGUUUGUGCUCAAGGACGUCGAAAAGAUUGCAAGCAAGCGGGGUGUCGUGCUGCAGAGCGUGAAAGAGGUGCUGCAGAGCCUGGUGGAUGACGAUCUGGUGCACCAGGAGAGGAUCGGCGCCUCAAACUACUUCUGGUCGUUCCCGGCGGAGGCUUCCACCAAAGUCGUGAAUGACCUCCAAAAAUCCAAGGAGACGCUGACAUCGGUGCGCAAGCGGCGCGCGGAGGCGGCGGCGGCGGUGGAAGGUGCCAAGGCCGGGAAGGAAGACUUGGGGGACCGCGCCGAGCUGAUGCAGGAGGUGAAGCGGCUACAGGCGCUGCUGCAGCAGCAGGCGGCGGACCUGCAGGCCUUCGCGGACAGCGACCCUGAGCUGGUGGCUCAGAUGAGGACAUCCACCCAGGUGGCCAAGGAGGGGGCCAACCGGUGGCUGGACAAUGUGUAUGCCAUGCAGAGCUGGCUCAAGAAGAAAUUUGAGGGCAACGAGGGGGCGGUCAGGACGCUCUUCGAGGAGCACGGUGUCACGGAGAACCUGGAUUACCUGGAAUGA